Molecule: messenger RNA, 380 nt
Organism: Dentiscutata erythropus
Lineage: Eukaryota; Fungi; Glomeromycota; Glomeromycetes; Diversisporales; Gigasporaceae
Source: the annotation of a GenBank genome assembly
CAGUAAAAAUAGUAGGAAUUCCUUCAGGGAUGACCUCUAGAGAACUAAUGAUUAUACUCCAACAAUCAGGAGCUGAAACAUGUUACAUGCCUAUAAACUCUAGAGUAAACAGAAGAGGGUUAGCAUUUACAACCUUCCCAUCAGAAGAACAUGUACAAGAAUUUCUAAAAGGAAGUGUAAUAAUUAGUAGUUAUCACUUAACUCCCUUACCAAAAUUAACAAAAACUUGUCAUAAGAAAUUUACUUUCCAAGGAAACAAAUAUGCAAAUGCCGUCAAACAAAAACAGCCUAUCAGCAUUAAACAACAAGAAAACUAUAGAGAAAUAAAAGAUCCAGUAGAAGAUAAUCAAAUAAAAUCCAUUUUAUCGAACAUUAGCUAA